AUGACAAAGGUUCAGUGCACAAUUUUGGCCCUCCUCACAGGGGCAUCGGCCUUGUCUGCAGAGGUGGCAGAUUCAUGGACGGAAGGAGACGGCGCCUGCAACCUGCAAACCAGGAUGGAGCAGGCGGAGUCGGACUACGUGCCCGGCUUGGUCGAGCAGUUCCUUCAAGCACCACUCCCGUCGGCAAACCGCAACCUCACAAGCGAGAAUCCGCUGGUGUUCUUGCACCAAGCUAGGGCAGCUGGCACUUCUAUCCGCAAGCUGAUCUCGAACUCCUCCAGGAACCUCGGCCUAAAGGCCCACAUCCCCUGCUAUGGUGGAGUGGGCUGCAACGACUUCCGUCUGGAGGGGGAUGCGGCAGUUUAUGCUGGGCACUUCUGCUGGGCAGAUGCGCAGCGUAGCCUCAAAGCAAAGGGAGCCAAGCAGGUCGGCUGCCUCACCAGCUUCCGCGAGCCUGUGCCCCGAAUCAUGUCUUGCUACUCGGACCGUUUGGUGGGCUCCGAGCACGUGGCGCCGGCUUGCAUGGGGGAUCUCUCCGUGGACAACUUGAAGAAAUUGUUGGUGGACCGCGGCUGCGUGAAUGAGCCAUUCCGGAGGUUCAGCGAAUGUCUACCAAACUCAACGGUGAGCAUGAUCGACACGAAGGCACGUCAAGCGGCUUGGCAGAACACGUUGGACUACAUGUCGCAGUGCGUUCCGAUCAUCCUGGGCAGACAGGUGUCCCUGAAGGUUGCUGCCAACCAUUUUCCGCAGCUUGCAGAUGCUAUCUGGGACAUAAAGUCGCUGGCAGUAAACAGGAAUACCCACUACCUCAACCAGGGUGAAUGUCACGUUCCGGAUUCGCACAUGGAGGCCAUUAAGGAGUUGGCCGAGUCAGAGACGAUGCUCUACGAGGCAGCCGUGAAGCGAAUGUGGCAGCUGAUGCUGAAGGUAUGA
This is a messenger RNA of Symbiodinium necroappetens, 936 nucleotides long. The record is from the annotation of a GenBank genome assembly. NCBI's taxonomy places the organism in Eukaryota, Dinophyceae, Suessiales, Symbiodiniaceae.